GCAUGGACUCUGAGGAAGAGGCACUGUCACUGCUUAUAUAAAUAUAAGCCCCGAGCACACUAGCCACUCUGUGGCACCACAAGUGGCUGCGCAAAGUGGCGGGCCAGAGCACACUAGCCACUUUUUAGAGCCACAAGUUGCGACAACAUGUGGUUGUGUUUUGAAUACCCGGCCACAUGUAGUCGCCACACCGAUAUCACUACAUCUCAGUUUCAGCAUGGACUCUGAGGAAGAGGCACUGUCACUGCUUAUAGUACUUCUGCGACGUCGCCGCCGCCGUCGGAGAGCGCUAUGGAUGCACCCAAUUACUGCUUCGAGAUUGACCCACGGACAGUUUUACAUGAUAAUGAGUGACUUAAGAGCAGAUGAUGAUAAAUUUUUUGACUACUUUAGGAUGACCCAGGAAAGUUUUAACGAACUCUUGGCCAUUAUUGGCCCCCACAUUCGCAAAGACAGUACACACCUAAGGAAGAGCAUUCCAGCUGAGGAGAGACUUGCCAUAACAUUAAGGUUCUUAGCAACAGGGUGUUCCUCUUUUGAACUACAUAACACUUUCCGGUGUGGGACUUCCACCGCUAGAGGGAUCGUGCAAGAAGUGUGCAAGGCGGUAUGGGAGUAUCUACACUACCUAUGUUUCCCAGAAUUAACAAAGGAAGAAUGGCUGAAAAUUGAAGAAGGCUUUCGUUGUGAAGCACAGUUUCCGAACUGCAUAGGCGCCAUCGAUGGCAAGAAGUAUUUUUCAAUGGUGGUGUUAGCUGUAUGUGACGCAAACUACAGGUUUACUUUUAUAGAUGUCGAUUCUUAUGGUAAAGCAUCAGACUCCUCAAUCUACAAAAACAGUAACCUCUACCAAAAAAUGCAGCAAGAUACACUGAACAUUCCUAGCGAUAAACCAGUGUCAACGAAUGGGGACCCACUUCCCUUCGUUUUCGUUGGCGAUGAAGCUUUUGGCCUCUCUACUCACAUGCUAUGCCCUUAUGGGGGAAAAAAUCUCCAACACAAAAAAAAGAUUUUUAAUUAUCGCUUAUCAAGAGCGAGGCGAUACAUCGAAAGUGCUUUCGCCAUUCUCACAAAUAAAUGGCGCAUAUUUCAUAGACCACUGGAUUUACAUGUUGAGAAUGCCGAAAACAUUAUCAGGGCAUGUUGCACUUUACACAACUUUGUAAGAGAAAGGGAUGGUGUACAGUUUGAAAAUACACUAAAUGUUGUAGGUCUGACUGAUGGUGAUGGUGCAAUACAAGCAGGAUGCCCUCGAUCCGCUAUAACAAUAAGAGAAAAGUUCUCGGACUACUUUUCCAGCAUAGGAUCAGUGUCGUGGCAGGAUAGAAUGAUUGGGAACAGAGUGUAGGGCAAGUCAAUGUGUGACAUAGUAAAGGAUGUAAUGUGUUACAAACUUUUUUCUAAAUUAUUUAUUGUGUCACUUAUGUAUUAGAUAUACAUUAUUAUACAGCUAUGUAUGAAAUACUAGACUUACAAUAUCAAAUAUUGUGAAUAUAAAUAUAUGAAAUGUAAUACUUA
Molecule: messenger RNA, 1518 nt
Organism: Macrobrachium nipponense
Lineage: Eukaryota; Metazoa; Arthropoda; Malacostraca; Decapoda; Palaemonidae
Exons: 2
Coding region: 218-1348 (376 amino acids)
Source: RefSeq, a predicted model, not a curated record